Sporothrix schenckii 1099-18 is the source of this 2520-nucleotide messenger RNA. RefSeq lists its product as uncharacterized. Bases 1 to 2520 code for a protein of 839 amino acids. NCBI's taxonomy places the organism in Eukaryota, Fungi, Ascomycota, Sordariomycetes, Ophiostomatales, Ophiostomataceae. The record is from RefSeq and is a predicted model, not a curated record. The transcript has 3 exons.
AUGGCGACAUCCGUCAUACCAGGCAGCGACCGUGGGAGUUUAAAAGCGACGAAAGCCGAUCGUUUGUGCGAGAGCGAGAAACCGACCAGCAGCAGCAACGACAUCCCUGUUCAAGUGGCCGGCCUGGUGAAACAAGCGACGGCGGCAGCGUCCAAGACCGAUCCUCCGACACACGUUCCACUGGAUGCAGCCGCCUUGGCCCUUCACAAUGCUGAACAGGAUUCCAUCGAGGCGGCUCUCCCCAUUCUCCCGAGAGGCUUUGUCGAGAACACGGCCGAAAUCUACGCCGAGGUGGCUAGCUUUGAGGUCAUCCCUCCAGAGAAGCUGCGAGAGUACUGGCGCGUGUACACAAUCACGCAUCGCAAGUUGUACGAUCCAACCGCCAACCGCUUGGAAAACUUCUGGUGGCAUGUUUGGGGCAGCAAGCGCCGUGGUCUUAGUGGCAAGAUCGUUGCAAAGCUGUACGAAAACAUCUCGACGGGCCCGACAUUUGUCCCUUUGCGGACACCUGCCAGUCGAUACGACGGACCAACGAUCAGUUUCAUGCUCCCACCUCCGUCUAUAACGGCAACGACGGCAACGGGGACAUCGAAUCCUCCGGGAUCAAGUAAACAGAGUGCGAGUGACGAUCAAAGGCCAAGCCAGGAUGCACCUGUGUCAGGAGCGUCCUCGCACGCCGCGGCUGUGGCACCCAAACGAGUCAACAAUGCAGACUCUACUACCGAGGGCGAGCGAGCAGAUACCGGCACGCUUGAUCACAAGCAAGCUCAGCAGGAUGCACAUGUCAAGCUGCUCUCAUCUUCCUCGACAAGGCCAGCCCCGGCGCAAUCGAUUCUCCGGAAACCUCGGCCGUCGUUGUCGGGUCCCCGCCCAACGCCACGGUUCGCCCUGCCGUCUGGUGAACCUUCCGAGGCAGAAGAGGACGAACAAAACGUUCAAUUGGGAGGCAGCAGUGAGGCCAACGAAGAUGCAGUCACGAGUGCAAGUAGUAUUGGCAGUGGCAAUGGAAGCACCGACACGAACCACUCAGACCAUCGCGAGAGCAAGCCAAUAAAACAUUCGAGCAGUAGCAGCAACAAUAGCAACAGCAAAACAGCAUCCAGCAAGCGCGAAGCAGUCACCAAGUCUGGUAAAGGCAAAGCGGCUAAGAAGAAGUUUGUCGUCAACUCAUCCGCCUCCAAACGACGAACUGUGGUAUCCAAAAGAUCCGGUUCACACGGCUCACAGUCGUCUGGUGCCUCCGAAGGCCCAGGGUCCCGCGAGCCCCCGUCGUAUUUCCCUCCGCGCCAUUCCGGCGAGUCGCUUGUUGGCGUCGAAGAGGAAGAAUUGGAGGACGCCAUUCUUCCUCCUGCAUUGUCUUCACCACAAAGCCCGAACCCGAUGCCAUCCAAGUCACGGGUCUUAAAGCAACAACGGCGGUCACCGAAAUUAGCCGCCAUGACAGAAAAGGCGGCCGGGAAGCAACCCGCCGGGCAUCAGCCUCUUGCAGAUCCGGAACGGACAUCCUCGCCAGCGUCCGAAUCGACUGCAGUUUCUUCGGUAUCGGGAUCAGUAGCGGGUUCCGUCACAGGAACCACUACUGCACCUGCACCAACACUAGCAACUGCCUCACGAAAGCGGUCCUCGUUUGCCCAGUAUGUGACGGGCGCAUCGGGAGGACCUGGGAGCCUGGCAUCCUCGGGCGGUUCAUCAGGUGGACUCGAGGUGCCCGUUGCUUUUCGCAAUAGGCAGUCGACACAGCGGCCAAAGAUUCCCGGCGGCCCCGAGGCAAUACCUCGUCCAGGCGGCGGAUUGAUACGGCAAUCCACAAUGCCAUACGAGCCCGGGCAGAGCCACAGACAACAACUGAGCCGUAUUAGUCUGACUACGACAAUGCCGUCUAGCAGAGGCACCGCACAUGCUUUACCACCUACCUCGGCCUACGUGGGCCCUGGCUCAGCAGCAGCACCCGGUCUAUUGGCGGCAGCCCCGGCGGCCCCCAUGAUGGGUCGGUCCAUGUCGCAAGAUAGCUAUGGAACACGGCCACGACUAAUCCCCGGCUACCAGUCCCCCAUUCUGGGGCCCAUGCGGUCGUCCACGGUGACGGCAGCCUCCAUGGUCGCGGCAAAAGGUGUAUUUAUGGACGCUGAAGGCCCUGACACAUUUGAGUUGUACGCAAAGACGGGGCUGGAAGAGCCGCCCGAAGAGCCCGACGACGACGACAAGGAAGACAGCAGCGAACUGCCGGCGUACAUGUCGGAAACGGGAAGCUUUAGUUCGAGCUUCCAGGCCCCGUCGAGCUUCCAGAAUGCCGCCUCUUCCAGUUUCCAAGACACACAGCCCGCACUGCCCCGACCGCUCUUCACGCCGACGCGGCCAGCACAGACCCCGCGCAUCCCGUUUGCGCGCACCCGCAGCCAGCUCAACGUCAUAUUGGACCGCGAGAAGGAACGCCUGGGCGAGGGCAGCUAUGCGUCUUGGCGAGAGUCCCGCACACGCGACCAGCACGAGCCCGGCGACCGAGAGCACCGCAACUCUUGA